AUGACGGCCUCAAUAACGGUCACGGAUUUGGUGGAGGAGUUGUCUGCGGAGAAUCGCAAACUCGUGGACGGAUUGUCUGUUUGGCAGAAGUGCGUGGAAUUGGUCCACAAUUACAAGAAGUGCUUAACGGAUGUCCUCAACGUGGUUGUCAUGCUGGCUGAGUACGCUGACAUCGACACCGCCUUUCGGUCGCUGGAAGACAGCCAACAGAAACGACAACUCAUGGCCGCCGACUCUGGAGGUAACGGCGAUUGCGAUGACAGGCAAUCGGUCCGCGAGACUGGUCUCAGAACUCUGAGGAAACCCAAGAGAUUUAAAGAGUCCGACGAAGAGAUUAGCGAUUACUGUCCGGACGGCGAUAACGGUUCCGACGCCGAAGCGGACGACAACGAGAAACCAGCGGUUAAUAUGAAGUUUUUGGCCGAAGACGACUGUCUCGUCGAAGAGGACGGACUCAUUGUCACCAAACGUGAUCCAAACAAUGGUCUCAUUCUGGUGGUCCAAUUGAACAACACUUCCGGUCAGGCGCUGGGCUUUCGGUGCAAUUGGAGUGACUGUCAGUUCGUGUCGGUGUCCAAAGACAAGACGGCGGACCACUUGCGCACUGUUCACAACCGGACGGGACAUUUCGUGUGCCAUAAGUGCCCGAAGACUUUCGUGUCCUGCGCCACAAUACUACGAGACGCGCCCUUUUCGUCCAUCUAUUGGCUGGUCUACGAGAAGAUGAAGGCCGGCCUCAACGCCCCGGUAGAGCCACCCGUGGCCGUGAGUUUUGUGUGCGGCGCCACCGCCGGCACAGUGUCCGGUCUGGUCACUCACCCCUUCGAUGUGGUUAAGACUCACCGGCAAACCGAGUUGGGACAGACUGGACACACCACUGUCGGUGCCAAAGGGUCGGCCAAUCGAAACCCAUAUAAAACGUCAGAUAUAUUGGCCAUCAUUUACCGAGAGAAGGGUCUGAGGGGACUGUUUGCCGGCAUUUGGCCCCGUGUUAUGCGUAUAGCACCCGGCUGUGCCAUCAUGAUCACCACGUUUGAAUGUGGCAAGACUUAUUUCAGACGCUACAAUGACCGUCAAGUGACCAUAGGCAAAUUAUGA
Molecule: messenger RNA, 1098 nt
Organism: Medioppia subpectinata
Lineage: Eukaryota; Metazoa; Arthropoda; Arachnida; Sarcoptiformes; Oppiidae
Source: the annotation of a GenBank genome assembly